UUGGUUUAAGGCGGCGAGAAAUUAUAGACAGAAAAGGAAACUAAUAUGGCAAACAGUAUAUUUACAAUAGGAAACUACCAAUAUUAUAUGGCUUUAGGAAUCCUUUUCAUUCUCUCCCUAUAAAUAUCAAACCUUUAAUUUAAGAAUUCCAAAUUGUUCAAAAGCUUUUAAAGGCACAAUCUACACUUGAAAAAACACGAAAAAAUAAGAAGAAGAAAUUAAAACGAGGAGAUGGGCACAGGAAAGAAGAAGAUACAGAUCGAGAAAAUAACAAAGGAAACGUCGAGGAUGGUUACAUUCUCUAAAAGACGCAAAGGACUUUUCAAAAAAGCUGGAGAACUUGAAUCCAUGACCGGAUCUCGUGUUGCGGCGGUGGUUUUUUCGCCCACCGGAAGGCCGUACACUUGCGGCAAUGUUACUUCUGCAAUUGAGAGGCACUUUUCAAGUUUUUCAGAGCCAUCAUCGUCUGGGCUGAAUUCUCGUGAUUCUAAUUCUGAUGAGGUUUCUGGCAGUUCUUCGGGGUCGAGAUCAUCCUCGCCCCCGAGGAAUAGCCUCCGCGAUUGGUUGGAGGAUAUAGAUGUUGAACAAUGUCAGAACUUGAAUCAACUAUUGAUGUUGAAGGAGCAGUUGGAAGGAACAAGAGAGAAGCUUGUUUCAGAGGAUUCUGAGUGUUUUCAGGCUUUGUUUAUGAAAGGUCGGCUCAAUAAAACAAGAGAUCUAAAGUUAAAUUUUAAUAAGAGCAAUAGUGUUUAAGCUUAUUAUUUAAACUUAUUAGAGUUUUAUUCUCUCUUUGAGAUGUUAAUUAUAUUCUUACAAACAGUUUGAUGUUUGUAUUGCUUUUUCAGUAUAAUUAAUUAAUAUAAUUUAUCUUAAGACAUUAUUAAUCUUAGUAUGA
Molecule: messenger RNA, 895 nt
Organism: Nicotiana attenuata
Lineage: Eukaryota; Viridiplantae; Streptophyta; Magnoliopsida; Solanales; Solanaceae
Product: MADS-box transcription factor 23-like
Exons: 1
Coding region: 232-753 (173 amino acids)
Biological process (GO): regulation of transcription by RNA polymerase II
Molecular function (GO): RNA polymerase II cis-regulatory region sequence-specific DNA binding; protein dimerization activity; DNA-binding transcription factor activity, RNA polymerase II-specific
Source: RefSeq, a predicted model, not a curated record